Aedes albopictus (Asian tiger mosquito) is the source of this 1173-nucleotide messenger RNA. RefSeq names its product serine protease snake. Lineage: Eukaryota; Metazoa; Arthropoda; Insecta; Diptera; Culicidae. The transcript has 4 exons. The record is from RefSeq and is a predicted model, not a curated record. Gene Ontology annotation, molecular function: serine-type endopeptidase activity. Gene Ontology annotation, biological process: proteolysis. Bases 87 to 1106 code for a protein of 339 amino acids.
AAAGACACUCAUUAACCCCAAUACAUCUUACCAUAGAGAACUAGCUUUCCGCGCGUGUUUAGUAUACUUCGAGCAAUUGCAUCGCAAUGAGUUUUAAUAGUUUGACUCCGCUGCUGUGGUGUGCCUUGGUGUGUCUAUGGCGGAUAGGACCAGUUCAGGGACAGCAACGAUUGGCUGAGUUAAAAUGCAUUCAAUACAUCGAGCAGAACACCGAGGUGUCGAUUGGUGGAAGCCUAAACUUGGAUCCCGUGCUGACCGUUUACAAGCGAACAAAUUGCUCCACAUCCAUCGAUUUGAUCAUCAACGGAGAGGAGGUAAUUGUCGGAGAGUUCCCCCAUCAAGCAUUGCUAGGUAGACCGAAGGAAAACACCACCUCCAACGAGAUGGACUUCUACUGCGGCGGAUCGUUGAUCAGCGAGCUGUUCAUUCUCACGGCGGCACACUGUAAACGUCCCACGGUGGUUCGCUUGGGAGAACAUGAUCUUCGCGAACCAACUUACGACGAGGAGGACUUCGAUGUUUCAAACUACUUUAAACACCCGAAAUAUACUGUUACCCGGUCGUAUUAUGACAUUUCAUUGGUGCAAUUGGCUAGGCAGGUGGAAUUCAACCCGAUGAUACGUCCGGCUUGCCUGUGGACAAGCGAUCCGUUUAAUAUGAGCGCCGUGGUGGCAACCGGUUUUGGAGCGACUGAACAUGGUUAUAACUCACCGGUACUACUGAAGGCCGUGCUGAAUGUAAUGAACGAAACGAAGUGUGGCAACAAGUUUUUCGGCUACAGGAAAUUCACCGAAGGUAUUAAACCGGAACAGAUGUGCGUCGGAAGUAAGGAAGAUGGAAAGGAUACCUGCAAUGGCGACUCCGGUGGUCCGAUUCAGGUGGCAACGGACGUGAAUACGUGCGCUUACUAUAUCGUGGGUGUUACGUCGUUCGGAGGGGCUUGUGGCAUUGGAACGAGCGAUUCGGUCUACACGAAGGUGGCAAGCUACUUGGACUGGAUUGAGGAAACUGUUUGGCCUUAUGAGUGGUUCGAAAGACGACAACAGCAGAGUGAGGAAACCACUUUGCGAUACGAUAGUAGUCGGAUCUACUUUCCCGAUUCAUAAUUAGUUGUACCUUUUGUUGAGUGAAUGUUCUGUCGCAAAUAUUUAUAGUUUUUUUUUAUUAAUAAUA